AUGGCUUUGCCGGACAUUCCACUCUCACCCCCGCCUACGGUAAUUGACGAUACACACAAGCACUACGAUGUCGCGACCGCGGUGCUUGUUUUGAUGAUAGUUGCGACGGGCUUCACCGUUGCGCGCUUCUAUUUGCGAUGGAAAUCACAUACGUUUGGCUGGGAUGACUGGAUCAUGAUACCGGCAGUGCUAUUGUACAUUGGCCAUAGCAUCAUGAUAGCGUACUGCAACCUUCAUGGGGGCACAGGCAAGCCGCUAUGGGAGAUUACGUUGGGAGAGUACUCGAUCUGGUUUCAGGGCGUAGUUGGGACUGCAUUUCUCUACCCAGCCAUGACUGCGUGCAUCCGUAUCUCGAUUCUCCUUUUCUACCGACGUAUAUUUGGCCAAGCAGAGGCCGUAGUACGCCUGUCCAUUUGGGCUAUGAUCGUGUUGAACUGCGCAUUCAUCGUAACAUUCGAGAUCAUGCCGGCCUUUAUCUGUACACCAAUGUCGGCUGGCUGGCGCAAUCCGUUGACUCGGAAGUUACACUGUAGGCAAGACGAGUUCUACUACCUGUACAACAUUGGCCUCUACAGCAGCGGACUUGGGAUGGAUAUCAUACUGCUACUCAUGCCCGUCUAUCCGGUCAUGAGGCUACAGAUGUCGCUCAAGCGCAAACUGGGCGCUCUGAUCAUGUUCAUGCUUGGUGCUUCAGCUUGUAUUGCCGCUUCGUAUAAACUCGCGAUUUACGUAACGCAAUGGGGGCGAACAGGUACGAUCGAUCCAAAGUGGUGGCACACUCAAAUGAGUCGCGCCAUACCUCCCCAGUGGGACAAGUACGGCUACACUUUCUGGAUACCCACACACGUCGAGCCCACGGUUGCUAUUAUCGGCUCAUCGCUCCCCGCACUGCGAAAUUGUCUCCAGAUACCGUUCCAGAAAUUGUCGUCGGCUAUCUCGGAAAGCAAGGCGUCGGGUUACAGUUCGCGCGCCAGGAGAGAUGAUACAGAUGGCAAAUCGUCGCAGAGCAAAUACACAAAGAUGCGAGGCGGAUCGGCAGCUCCAUCACAGAAGCAUGUCGAGCUUACACCCGUACGCUCGGUGAAACCGGCGUGA
Molecule: messenger RNA, 1095 nt
Organism: Cucurbitaria berberidis CBS 394.84
Lineage: Eukaryota; Fungi; Ascomycota; Dothideomycetes; Pleosporales; Cucurbitariaceae
Exons: 5
Coding region: 1-1095 (364 amino acids)
Source: RefSeq, a predicted model, not a curated record